Molecule: messenger RNA, 927 nt
Organism: Punica granatum (pomegranate)
Lineage: Eukaryota; Viridiplantae; Streptophyta; Magnoliopsida; Myrtales; Lythraceae
Source: RefSeq, a predicted model, not a curated record
UGUUUUUUGGCUGUAGCAUCCAGUGUGUUAUUAUUAACUUUUGCUUUUCCUUGUUCUGUCGUCUUUUCUCCCCUCUCUUACGUUUAAAGCUUCCCCGAAAUCAAAACCACAUAUAUCGAACAAUUUUACAAACUCAGGACUGUAUCUAAUUAGUGGAAAAUUGCUUCUCUUCUUUACUUAUAUUUCUUAGUGUAGUGUGCUAGAUUAGGUGAGAGAUCAAUAUGGAGAGAAGAAACCCUACCGUAUCUUCUUCAUCGUCGAGAGCUGACCGGAAAACAAUCGAGAGAAACCGAAGAAAUCACAUGAAGUCCCUCUUCUCCGAGCUCUAUUCUCUUGUUCCGCAUCAAAGCUCGAGGGAUGUGGCACCGCUCCCGGAUCAACUUGAUGAAGCUGCAAAGUACAUUAAGAGAUUGCAGAUAAACGUGGAGAAGCUGAGGGAGAAGAAACAAAACUUGCUUCGAAUUGAAAGCCUAAACUCGAGCAUGAGAAGCGGGAUGGUGAUGGAUUCAGAGUCCUCGAUGCCCCACAUUGACAUUCACCAAACAGGAUCGGCUCUUGUGGUAAAUUUUGUCAACGGGUGGAGGAGUUGUUAUAACUAUCAGUCGCUGUUCAACAAAACCAUUCGAGCUUUGCAUGAAGGGGGAGCUGAAGUCAUCAAUGGCAGCUUCUCCAUUGUUGGUGAUAGAAUUUUCUCCACGAUUCAUUCCGAGGUUCGAGACUCAGCACUCCUGUCCACAGAGGCGAGAAUUUCAGAGAGAUUACAUAAAAUUUUCUACACAGAUAAUGCAGAGCUCGAUUAUGCAUAUUGAAGAGUAUGUUAACGAUGGAAUUUCCCUCAUUUCCCUAUGCUUUAUUUAUCUCUUGAAGAAGAAACAUUUAUCCUUGGACUUCCCUUUUUUGAUAAGUAAUCAUAUGAGUUGAGAUUUC